AUGAAUUCCAAAAAACUUCCUCCUAUCCAUCCCGGAACUAUCUUAAAGAAUCAAUUCUUGGCACCCAAAAACCUUACUCAAGCUGAAUUAGCUAGAAGUAUUAGCGUCUCUACUAAAAGAAUUAAUGAAAUUUGUCAAGGUAAACGAGGCAUUACUCCCGAUACUGCUUGUCGGUUAGCUUUUUAUUUUAAUUUGGGCCAAGAAGGACUGGAGUUUUGGAUUAAUUUGCAACAACAUUACGAAAAGGAAUGCUGGCAAGAUUUUCUGAAAACUCAAACUAAAAAGAUAAGAGAGGAAGUUAAAUCGUUGAGAUUCUAUGGUUCUUUAGAGUAUUUGAAAAAUAUGAGUAAAUUAGAAAGUUUUCAAAUUGAUAAUACUGAUGUAGGUGAUUCUGGAUUAGAAUAUUUGCCACAACGUUUGGAACAUUUUAAUUGUUUGUCAUACAAAAACCCAGAACCUAGAGUAAAAAUUAUUGAACAAGAAUUAAGAAAGUAUGGUGAACCAAAAAGUCAAGAGAUUGAUUCUUUGAAAGCUCAAUUAACUGGUAAUCAAACCAUCAUUAAAAACUUACAAAGAGAUUCAGCAAUAACUUUUCGCACUCAACUAAACUCUUUUGAUUUAGCAGGAACGGCUGGACUUUGUCUUUUAGCAAGGCAUCUUUAUCGUAAAUAUAAAAACAGACCAGUUUUACAGGAUGAAGAAAGACGGCCUUUGCUUCAACAGCAAUCAGAAAGACACUUAAACACUGAACUAAACCAACCUAGAAAUACCUUUCAAGAACAAAAUCAAAUAGCCGAAAUUGCGAGAAUAAUCUCCCCGCAUGAAGAACCAAAGUUUACUGCUAUUAAGCAAGAAAUUACUCGUCUUAAAUACCAAGAAUUAGCACCCCAGUUUAGAGAAGAAAAAGCCAAAUUCGAACAAUUAAUUACUGCGGUCAAAACCAAAGCCGGUAAUUCAGAAAAAAUUGUUGAUUUAUUGCUAGAAACUAAUAAGCAGUUAAUUAAAAACAAUGACCAGUUAAUCCAGGGUCAGUUAAUUGCUUAUCAAAGCCUUCUCGAAGGCAAUUUAGCCAAAGAAGAAAUCCAAAACUUGCUUACUAAACAGGCAGAAAUUAGUCAAUUAGAGAAACAUUUAGAGAGUUUACAACAAAAUCAACCACAAAACCUCCAAGGAACUGCCCAAGAAGCCCAAAUCCUCCAACCGACUUAUGGUAUUCCUGUAGUUUUAGCAAUAGGCACAGUCGCCAUAGUCUUUUGGUCAAAAAACAACCCCAAAACUCCCACUCAAAAAACCGCCAAAGAAACCAAUUAUCCUAAAAUCCCUGAAACCACUUCACUUCCCACUGAAUCCAACCCUCCAAUCACCAACUCCACCAUUGAAAAAUACCUCCCUUCUCCUGAACAAGCCCAAAAAGAAAUUCAGCAAAUAAUUAACUCCCACAGAACUUAA
Molecule: messenger RNA, 1449 nt
Organism: Entrophospora sp. SA101
Lineage: Eukaryota; Fungi; Glomeromycota; Glomeromycetes; Entrophosporales; Entrophosporaceae
Source: the annotation of a GenBank genome assembly